AUGGUUUGGGGAUAUCAUGCUGCAGAGCCUAACUCCUACCUCGUCAUCACUGGCGCAGGUGUCAAGGGACUGAAGCUCACCAAGAAGGCUAUGGUCCUUCCUUUCCAGAAGGUUACCAAAAUUUCAGUCACACCAUUCCACUUCACGACCGACCUCCAGGCCAUGACAUCGGAGAAGCUUCAAGUCUGUUUGCCAGCCGUUUUCACCAUCGGCCCCAAGGACGACCCCGAGUCACUCUUGAAAUAUGCUGGCUUGAUGACGGACAACAACUCCGACGCUGGCGUUGCUAGCCGCGAGCACAUCCAAGCCAUCAUCAUGGGCAUUGUCGAGGGAGAGACAAGAUCUGUCGUCUCCAACAUCACCAUGAAGGAGCUCUUCGAGAAGCGCAGCCUUUACCGCACAAAGGUUGUCGAACACGUUCAAACCGAACUCACCCAAUUCGGUCUCCACAUCUACAACGCAUCUAUCAAGGAGCUUCGCGACAUGCCUGGCUCCCAUUACUUCGAAUACCAGUCCCGUAAAGCUCAUGAGGGCGCACAAGCCGAAGCAAAGAGAGACGUAGCUUUUGCUCGUGAAAUCGGCGAAGCCGAGAACGUAGGUAGAACCAAGCAGGAAAUCGCAAAGAUCAACGCCAACACGGCCGUCCAAGAAACCGAGCGCAAGAUCGAAAAGGCAAUGGCAGAAUCACGCUUCAAGUCUCAAGAGAUCGACAUUGAAAGAAAGCUGAAGAUUGAGAGUAUCCAAGCCGAACGUGCCGCCGAACUCAAAGACGCCGACCUCCAAAAAGGCGUACAAGAAAGCAAAGCCCUGAUGGAACUCGAGCGCAUGAGAGCAACCACCGUCACAAAAGCCAAAGUAGCAAAAGAAUCCGCCGCCGAAGAAGCAGACGCCCAACUCUACAAAGCCCGUCAAGCAGCAGAAGCCUACGCCUUCCAGCAAUCAAAAACCGCAGAUCUCGAACUCUACACCACGGAAAAACAAGCAGAAGGCCACUACCACAAGAAACAGCGCGAGACAGAGGCAAAAUUCCUUCAAGACAGUAAAGCUGCCGAUGCCUCUUUGUACCGUAAACAACAAGAUGCUCUCGGUGACUUUGAGAUCAAAAAGGCAGAGGCGGAAGCUUUGUACGUCCGUCACGAGCGCGAGGCAGCAGGUAUAAUCCAACUCGCCACCGCGUACGAAAAACUCGGCAAUGUGUUGGGAGGACCCCAAGGCGUGCGCGACUGGAUGAUGCUGCAAAACAACAUUCCCGUACAGCUUGCAAAGGCAAAUGCAGAAGCCAUCAGAGGCCUGCAGCCGAAAAUCAAUGUCUGGACUACUGGUGCGCAGGACAGUGCUGCUGCAGACUCGUUUGCUCCCAUCAAGAAUAUCAUGCAGAGUCUGCCUCCUUUGUUCUCGACUAUCCAGGAUCAGACGGGUAUGCUGCCUCCAACUUGGUUGGCGCAGAUGCCGAAUGGCAAUGGACGAACGGAUUCUGCUCACGAGCUCCCACUCGCUGUCGAGAAGCACAAGGGUAUUAACGGUGCUUAG
Messenger RNA from Aureobasidium musti, 1530 nucleotides. The record is from the annotation of a GenBank genome assembly. Lineage: Eukaryota; Fungi; Ascomycota; Dothideomycetes; Dothideales; Saccotheciaceae.